Molecule: messenger RNA, 397 nt
Organism: Paramecium sonneborni
Lineage: Eukaryota; Ciliophora; Oligohymenophorea; Peniculida; Parameciidae
Source: the annotation of a GenBank genome assembly
AUGAAGAAACAAGGAAUUUUAUAAAUUGAAAAAUAAAAUAAUGAAUAAUUGAAAUAACCAUAAAAAACGGUCUAAUAAUCUCCUCAAUCCAGAACAUUAAAGUAUAAUUUAGUUAAAUCAAUUAGGAGAACAUAUAAUUGCAUCUUAUAAUGAAGUUAUAAAAUAGGAAUCUUAAAGAAAAUUUUAAUAAAUAUGAGAUAUUAUUUGAAAAGUUUCAUUAGUAAGUACAAACAUGUCAAUAAUAGAAAUGACUAUUUCUAAUUAAUAGGUAAGAUGAAUUUAUGUACAAUUCUAAGAAAAGUGUGGUGAUAUAAUUGAAUAAAUAAAGAUGGUUAUUAAUGAAAUGUAAUUCUAUUUAAAAUACGAAUGAAUAAUAAGAUUAUAUAAUGGAUACAAU